Messenger RNA from Oppia nitens, 1046 nucleotides. Its product is annotated as zinc finger protein-like 1. NCBI's taxonomy places the organism in Eukaryota, Metazoa, Arthropoda, Arachnida, Sarcoptiformes, Oppiidae. Gene Ontology annotation, cellular component: Golgi apparatus. The record is from RefSeq and is a predicted model, not a curated record. Bases 1 to 903 code for a protein of 300 amino acids. The transcript is spliced from 4 exons.
AUGGGUUUAUGCAAAUGUCCCAAAAAGAAAGUGACGAAUCAGUUCUGCUUUAACUGUAAAGUCAAUGUCUGCGAGUAUUGUAUGACAACAUCUCAUCAAAAGUGUUUUGUCGCCCCAUAUAUUCAAUGGUUGGAAGACAGCAAUCAUAGCCCUAAUUGUCUUCUUUGUGAUCAACAAUUAUCAUCGGAACAGACCAUUCGUCUUACAUGUUAUCAUAUAUAUCACUUGAAUUGUCUGAAUGGUUACGCAAAUCAAUUGCCGUCAAACACGGCACCGGCCGGCUAUACCUGUCCCACGUGUCAGAAGCCGAUGUUCCCGACAAGUAAUGCCAACAGUCCAGUGAUUAAUCUGUUUCGCAAACUCUUGUCUGACGAAAGUUGGGCGAGAGUUGGGUUAGGAAUGCCUGUUAUCGAGUCAAAUGACCAUUCAUUUCAAGAUCUUAAUCAAAGUUCACUGUCCAAUGUAUCGAUGGACUCAUCGUCACCAUCGGUGCCACAAGUGAUUCAUCACAAUCCCAACAAUAGUUCGGCUAAUGUUCCCAUUUAUAUUAACAAUGUGUCCAAUUAUAAUACACCACACAAUGACUCGUUUGGUAUGUCGACCACUAGAAACAAAUACGAUAAUGGAUCCAGAAAAUCAUUGUUGGACAUCGAUGAAGACAAAUAUCGACAAAAGUCGCCCAUCGAGUUCAUCUCCAGAUGGCUUCGAUUACACACACCUAUCGGCAAUCGACGUCAAACUGUUUUGACUCAAAAACGGCUAAUAAUAGUAGCAAUUAUAGUAUUUUUAGUUAUUUGUACUUUAGUUCAUUAUUUCUUAAAGUUUGGUCGCGAAAGUGCUGACAACGAUCCUCUUCUGGAUCCGCGCUUUAAUCCCAAUAUUCGUAAUGAAGUGGAAACAUAACAAUUGGGACAAACAUUCCUCUAAUGAUUGAAACAAUUUUCAAUAUUUUUGUUGUAAUUAAUCAAUCAUUAAAAAUAUUUGUAAAUUAAAGAUCAAAAAUAAGGAAUAAAUUUUAUUAACAAAUUUAUUAUGCGAUCCGUUUG